This is a messenger RNA of Chlamydomonas reinhardtii, 3822 nucleotides long. RefSeq lists its product as uncharacterized. Gene Ontology annotation, cellular component: MCM complex; nucleus. Bases 240 to 3188 code for a protein of 982 amino acids. NCBI's taxonomy places the organism in Eukaryota, Viridiplantae, Chlorophyta, Chlorophyceae, Chlamydomonadales, Chlamydomonadaceae. The transcript is spliced from 18 exons. Gene Ontology annotation, molecular function: ATP binding; single-stranded DNA binding; single-stranded DNA helicase activity. The record is from RefSeq and is a predicted model, not a curated record. Gene Ontology annotation, biological process: DNA strand elongation involved in DNA replication; double-strand break repair via break-induced replication; DNA replication.
CCCAAAACUCUACAGGCCCCGAAACCGCAUUGGUCUGCAAUUCGCGGGCUUUUUGCGCCCGUCCCCUCAGCUGCCCUUCCUGACCAGGCCCAGAUAUACUGUGUAUCACAAGGGUUUGUGGUGUACGUAUAGGCCUCUUACAAGUAACGACUUGUUGAACGUGUCCAUACUUCGCGCGUCUGCAUUUUUGAACUCGGUGCUGUCUUUGGUCUCUCGCGAGUAGGGCUCCAAGCAGAACAAUGUCUGCAGCCAACAGCCCCGGUGGCUCGCGUGGCGCAGGUGCAGACCCCAUGGAGGAGGACGCGCCCCAGCAGCAGCAGCAGCCCGCCAACAGCGCCCGCACCGCCUCGGGGCUGGGCAACGCCGACGCGCCAGGCUCGCAGCAGGGCACGCCCGCGGCCCACCAGCAGCAGGCGCAGCCCCAGCCCAGCGGCAGCGUGCAGCAGCAGGGUGCAAGCGACGCCACGGCGGGUGCGCAGCACGGCGCGGCGACGCCGCUGCCUCGCGGCCACAACCGCGGCGAGCUUGGCGGCGGCGCCAUGGCGCGGCCCAACGUGCGUGUGGGCACUGCCGCCAAGCCGCAGCGCACCGCCUCCGUCAGCACUGUGCUGCCGGGCGCCCUGAACGAGGACGACAGGGAGCUGCCGCCGGCUGUGGACGCGGCGGUGGAUGACGGCACGUACGUGUGGGGCACCAACAUCAACUCGCGCCAGUUGCGCAGCCAGAUUGAGGCGUUCAUCAGGCAGUACAGGCCCGCAGGCGCCGCCGCGGGCUCGGUACCCAAGUACGUGCAGAUCAUCAAGGAGGCCAUCGAGGCGGGCGAGACGUCUGUGAAUGUGGACACGGCCGACAUGCGGGCGGUGGACCCGGAGACCGGCACCGCGCCGCACGCCAGCCUGUACGAGACACUGGUGGACUUCCCGCGCGAGGUGCACUGCGUGCUGGACGAGGUGGUCCGCGAGGUGGCUGUGAAGGACCUGGACUUUGAGCCGGAGCUGCUGGACCGGCAGCAGGCCAUGGACCUGUGCAUGCUGGUGUGCCGCCCCUACAACCUGGCUGCGGUGAAGCACAUCCGCGACCUGGACCCCUCGGACAUCGACAAGCUGGUGUGCAUCAAGGGCAUGGUCACGCGCACCUCCGCCAUCAUCCCCAACCUGCGCUACGCGGUGUUCGAGUGCGCGGCGUGCGGCCAAGAGGUGGCGGCGCCCAACGUGGGCGGGCGCGUGGAGGACCCCACCGGCUGCGCGGGCUGCAAGAAGAAGUGGAGCAUGGCGCUGCAGCACAACAAGGGCCAGUACACGGACAAGCAGCUGGUCAAGAUGCAGGAGAGCCCCAACGACAUCCCCGAGGGCGAGACGCCCAUGGGCGUGACGCUGUACUCGUACGACACGCUGGUGGACGUGGCGCGGCCCGGAGACCGCGUCACCAUCACAGGCAUCUACCGCGCCGCGGCCGUGCGCGCCAACCCGCGCCAGGCCGCGCUGUACGCCAUGUUCCGCACCUACGUGGAUGUGGUGCACGUGCACCGCGACGAGUCCCGCCGCCUCUUCAGCGCCGCCGGCGGCGCCGCCGACGCCGCCGCGGCUGAGGCGGAGCCCACUGUGCUGUCCUGCCCCAACACGCCCGCUGACUCGCAAAGCGGCGAGCCGCCGGUCACGGAGACGCAGGCGGACCCGGCCGCUGCCAGCGAUGAGCAGUUUGUGGCCAUUGAGAACAUCACGGCCGAGGAGCUUCGCGAGGUGGAGGGACAGAUCAAGGAGCUGGCCGCGGACCCGCGGCUGACGCAGCGCCUGAUCGCGAGCCUGGCGCCCAACAUCUGGGAGAUGGACGACAUCAAGAAGGGAGUGCUGUGCCAGCUGUUUGGCGGCUGCAGCAAGGCGUUCCCCGGCGGCAAGAUCCGCGGCGAGCUCAACGUGCUACUGGUGGGCGACCCCUCCGUGUCCAAGUCGCAGCUGCUGACCUACGUGCACAAGCUCGCCCCGCGCGGCAUCUACACCAGCGGCAAGGGCAGCUCCGCGGUGGGCCUCACCGCCUACGUCACCAAGGACCCCGAGACCAAGGAGAUGGUGCUGGAGUCGGGUGCGCUGGUGCUGUCAGACCGCGGCGUGUGCUGCAUCGAUGAGUUCGACAAGAUGAGCGACAGCGCCCGCAGCAUGCUGCACGAGGCCAUGGAGCAGCAGACCGUGUCGGUGGCCAAGGCCGGCCUCAUCUCCACCCUCAACGCGCGCUGCUCCGUGCUGGCCUGCGCCAACCCCAUCGGCAGCCGCUACAACCCCAACAUGUCCAUCGCCGAGAACAUCAACCUGCCGCCCACGCUGCUCACCAGGUUCGACCUGAUCUACCUGGUGUUGGAUCGCUACGAGGAGCAGCGCGACCGCCGCCUGGCCCGCCACCUGGUGUCGCUGUUCCACCCCGGCUCCACCGACCGCAGCCGCACCGCCGGCGCCGGCGACCUCAUCUCGCCCGACCUGCUCAAGAAGUACGUGGCGUACGCGCGCGCGCGCUGCCAGCCCAAGCUGAGCGACGAGGCGGCGGAGGAGCUGGUCACGCGCUACCAGACGCUGCGCCGCGACGGCCGCGAGCGCAAGGUGGUCAUGGCCACGCCCCGCCAGCUGGAGUCCCUCAUCCGCAUCGCCGAGUCCCUGGCGCGCAUGCGCCUGGACGCCCACGUGCGCCGCGAUGACGUGGCGGAGGCCGUACGGCUGUGGUACGGCGCCAUGGCCGGCAGCACCAGCGGCGGCGCGGGCGGCGGCGACGGGCGGCCUGAUCUGGACACUCUGUACACGGGCACCACCGCGGCGCAGCGUGAGGCGGCGCGCGCGCUGCCCGAGGAGCUGCGCGCCUUCUUCCAGAACACGCGCCUGCACCACGCGCUGUCGCUGGACGACCUCCUCCGCGACCUCAACCACCAGCUGCAGCAGCAGGCCCAGCAGCAGCAGCAGCAGCAGGGCGGCGCCGCCGCGCCGCGCAAGGCUGCGGCGGGUGGCGUCAGCCGCGCCGCGCUGAUCAACGCGCUGCGUCAGCUGGAUGACCUGGUGGUGUUUGACCAGCUGACCAACACCGUGCGAUCCGUGAACCGGCCAGCGCAGCAGGCGCCGGCCCAGGGCGGCGCUGCGGCUGCCAAGGAGGCUGAGGCGGCGGCGGCGCAGGCGGCGGCGGUGCUGGCGGCGGCGGUGCUGGCGGCGUAGAGGGGCUGAGGGCGGAUGUGACAUGCGGGUUCGGGUUGGAUUCGGGGGGUGAGGUGAGAGCCGCCAGCGCCGUAGCGGGCGGCAGUGGCAUGUUGCAGUGGUUUGGUGUGGUGAGCGAUUCUGUGGUGGCUUGAUGUCCUAAAGGAAAGGGUAAGGUCAGCCAACGUUGACCGAAGGGACGUAAUGUGAUGUGAUGUAUCGCCUUGGCUAUAAUACCCCGCGUGCCCAACUGAGCACGCGGCUGGUUGAAUUGACACGCUUGCGGUGUGUCGGGAAGCUGGGAACGUGUGCCGAAGGGCCUGAACCCCUGGCCAAGGCCGCGGGUGUGCAGGCAAGGAGGUGUGUGGUCGCAUGCAGGCCGAGCCGCAUGGCAGACCGUACUGAAACUGCCCAUUGAGCAGAGCAGGUGGCGUGUGGGAAGCGCCAAUGCGCUUCCGGGUCUCGAGUGCUUGACAUUUCGACGUGAAGAGCCUAGAGGCAUGCAUGCUGGCAUAGAGCCAGGAUCGGACGUGAAGAGGGAGCGUGGCGGCAUAAACGGGCGGGUACUUCCUAACCCGCAUGACUUGGACCAAUGACUCCACUCGUGUUAUGUUGUUGCAAUUGCUCACUCCGCUGGCGAGGGUGGGCGGUAAUG